GAAAAAGUGAUAGUAUGGAAGAAAAGCAGAAAGAGAUAGUCAAGAAAAUCAAGGUAGAAGAAAAAGAAAAGGAAGAGGCAGAGGCUAUGCAGGAGGAAGAGGAAGAUGAGGAGUCUGAGAAGGACAAAAAAGCUGAUGUUGGAAAGGCCAACAUAAAGGAAGAAGGGAAAAAGCAAAAGGAGGAGGAAGAUGAGGAAGAAGAGAUGGAUGUGGAUGAUUCAAAGGAGAAAGAGACAGCUGAGAAAAAGAAACCAACUUCAAUCCAUAGCUUCUUUUCACCAAGAUCCUCCAAGUCUACCCCAGCAAGUACAAGUGUUAAGAAAGAAAAAGAGAUAAAGAAAGAGAAGAAAAGCCCAGGCAGUCCAAAAGCCAAAAAGGAAACCAAAUCCCCUCGGCAAAAGAAUGCUAAGAAAUCCCCCAAGAGCUCUUCAGACGAUAAAGAUUCCUCUGAUGACAAAAAGAAAUCCCCCAAGAGUUCUUCAGAUGAAAAGGAUUCUUCUGAGGACAAAAAGAAAUCCCCCAAAGAAGAGCGAAAGGAUGAUAAGGAUUCUUCUGAGGACAAAAAGAAAUCCCCCAAAGAAGAGGAAAAGGAUGAUAAGGAUUCCUCUGGAGAUGAAAAGAAGUCCCCCAAAAAAGAGACUGCUGAGAAAAGCGAAGAUAAGGCAAAGGACAGCCCAGCUACUGAGAAGAAGGUGGUGAGAAACCCAUUUGCUCCUAAGGCCUCGGGUGCAAAGGAUCCUGGUGCGGAUUACAAUCCCUCCAAAAGCAAAUACAAUCCCAUCAGUGAUGCCUUUUGGAACCAUGGUGAAAAGACACCAUAUCUAGCUUUAGCUAAAACUAUGGAACUGAUUGAAAGCACAAGUGGCCGCUUGAAAACCAUUGAGAUGUUGGCUAAUUUCUUCAGAUCUGUCAUAGUUUUGUCUCCAGAUGACUUAUUACAGUGUGUCUAUCUAUGCCUCAAUAAAGUAGCACCUGCAUUUGAAGGUACUGAGUUGGGCAUAGGAGAAACGAUUCUCAUGCGUGCAAUAGCCCAAGCUUCGGGACGUAGUGUUGACAAAAUAAAACAGGAUGCUGAGCAGAAGGGUGACCUUGGAAUAGUUGCUGAACAAUCACGGUCAACUCAGAGAAUCAUGUUCCAGCCAGCAAAGUUGACCGUAAAGGCUGUUUUUGACAAGCUGAAAGAAAUUGCAUCCAUGUCUGGCAAUGACGUCCAAAGUAAAAAGAUUGACAAAAUCAAAGGAAUGUUUGUCGCCUGUCGGUUUUCUGAAGCCCGUUAUCUAAUCCGAUCUCUGAGUGGGAAAUUGCGCAUAGGUUUAGCUGAGCAGUCUGUGCUUCAGGCCAUAGCCCAGGCUAGCUUCCUCACUCCUCCAGGCCAAGACUACCCACCGGAAAUCACUGAUGCAGGGAAGGGAAUGAACCCAGAAAAGCUGAAGGCCAAAUUUGAUGAAUAUGGCAUGAUAGUGAAGACAACCUAUUGUGAAUUCCCAUCAUAUGACAAAAUCAUACCAGUUCUCCACAAAAGCCUAGAGGAACUUCCCAAGCAUUGUACACUGACACCUGGAAUUCCAUUGAAACCCAUGUUGGCCCAUCCCACUUCCGGGGUGUCUGAAGUCCUGAAAAGGUUUGAAAAUGCCAAAUUCACCUGUGAGUUCAAGUAUGAUGGAGAGAGAGCACAGAUUCAUUUGAAGGAAGAUGGUACGGUUAACAUAUACAGUAGGAACCAAGAAAACAACACAACCAAGUACCCUGACAUCAUAUCGCGGUUGAAGAAUGCCCUCGGAGAAGAUGUCAAAUCGUGUGUGAUUGACUCAGAGGCUGUGGCUUGGGAUCAGGAGAAAAAGCAAAUCUUGCCUUUCCAAGUUCUGAGUACAAGAAAGAGAAAGGAUGCAAAUGAGAAGGACAUCAAAGUACAAGUUUGUGUGUUUCCAUUUGACUUGCUCUACUUCAAUGGUGAGUCACUGGUCAAAAAGUCGUUUGAGGAACGCCGUGCCUUGCUGCGAGACAACUUCAAAGAAGUGGAAGGAGAGUUUGUUUUUGCUAAAAGUAUGGAUUCCACAAAUACUGAAGAUAUUGAGGAAUUUCUGGAGGAAUCAAUUAAAGGAAACUGUGAAGGUCUGAUGGUGAAAACAUUGGAUGUAGAUGCCACUUACGAAAUAGCAAAACGAUCACACAACUGGCUGAAGCUGAAGAAAGACUACCUUGAUGGGGUUGGUGAUACCAUUGAUGUGGUGGUGAUUGGCGGCUACACAGGACGAGGCAAGCGCACAGGACAGUAUGGAGGGUUCCUCUUGGCUUGCUAUGAUCCAGAGAAUGAAGAAUUUCAGUCUUUGUGCAAAAUUGGUACUGGUUUCACAGAAGAAGACUUACAGAAACACACUACCUUCUUCAAGGAGCACAUUAUAGAAAAGCCAAAAUCUUAUUUCAGAUAUGAAAACAGUGUUGCUCCUGACCAUUGGUUUGAGCCUGUGCAGGUCUGGGAGAUCAAAUGUGCAGACCUUUCCAUUUCUCCUGUACACAAAGCAGCGGCAGGAAUAGUAUGUCAUUUGAGUUGUUUUGAAUGUGCCUAA
Messenger RNA from Penaeus vannamei (Pacific white shrimp), 2567 nucleotides. Lineage: Eukaryota; Metazoa; Arthropoda; Malacostraca; Decapoda; Penaeidae. The record is from RefSeq and is a predicted model, not a curated record.